AUGCUAGAUACAAAAGAUGAUUAUUAUUUAGUACGUCAUCUAGACGAGGUUUUUACAAUAUCAAAAGAAGAACUAACCAAAUUAUGUGAAAUCGAAAAAAUAGAACCCCAAACUAAAAAUCAAGACAUGGAAGAAAUUGAACUUGAAGAUGCUAUAGAAGAAGCGAAAUAUGAAAUAAACAAAUGUUUAAAAAUAAAUGACAAUUGUAUUGUUAAAAAAUAUAAAAACACGAAGGAAAAUUUAGAAAUGAAUGGUGUGGAAUUAGGUCUAUAUGAAGUGGAUCGGAAUAAAAAUAAUGUUGCAUCUGUAAGUUUAAUUAUUAAAGGACUUAUGGGUCAAUUGCAAAUUAAUAUGAAAAUCGGUGGCCUAAAAGGGAUUCAGUUUCGGUCCAAUCUCUAA
This is a messenger RNA of Meloidogyne enterolobii, 399 nucleotides long. The record is from the annotation of a GenBank genome assembly. NCBI's taxonomy places the organism in Eukaryota, Metazoa, Nematoda, Chromadorea, Rhabditida, Meloidogynidae.